AUUUGCGUUUUGCCUUCUUGAAACCUCUUUUAGAAGGAACAGAAGGCUGACAGCUCAUACAUAUCUUAUUUUGCGGCGUAAUAGCGUGCUCGGACGUGCUUUGUGAAAAUGUGUAGCGUUAAGACCGAAACUAUUUACCAAGGGAUGAGCAGUGAUGGGACCGACUACAGUGGAGGUGGGGAUGUCGAAACAACGCUGCACUAUGGCCAAGAAAUGCACAGCUAUUGCAAGACUCUACCUCCGAAGGAAGCCAAAGCACCGGCAAAGGCAGCUGUUCGCUCGGAUAGCGAGACAGACAGCUGCGUUGAUGACCAAGGCUCCGAUCGCUCGGAGGAGGAAGAAAUUGUCUACUGCAUCUGCCGUACAAGCGACACCACUAGAUUUAUGAUCGGUUGCGACAACUGCAAUGAGUGGUACCACGGCGAUUGCAUCAGCAUAACAGAAUCGUACGCCAAAAACAUAUUGAAGUUUUUUUGCCUCAUAUGCCGCGACAGGGAUCCGACGCUUGAAAUAAAGUUCAAGGAGCGCAAGGAGAAGUCUCAUUCCUCGCACGAAGAGCACAAGAGUCGAAGCAAGUCUAGAGAUUCUAAAGAUUCCAGAGACGACGAAGCGUACUCUCCUACGAGGCAUAAAGACAAGUCGCACCGUUCCAAGAAAAAUAAGCGUCGGAAGUCCACGCGACAGUGUGGCGAAUGCACGGCAUGUUACAUGACCGAAGACUGCGGACGCUGCGAUUUCUGCAAGGACAUGAGGAAGUUCGGUGGGCCGAACAAGAUAAGGCAGAAAUGUCGCAAGCGACAGUGCCUCAACUUCGGUCUGAUACUGGGCAAGAAACCGGUAUCGUCUCCGAAGCGGCCCAAGGCGGGGCACGACGACGAUUACGAGCUAGACCUGGAUGUGGGUAACGACGGCUCUGACCUGCCGAAUGACUACGUGGACGAUGACUACGAACCAGAGCUUGUCAAGCGUUCCGCGAAGAAGCCUCGUCACAAGCGGAGUCCGACAAAGGGGGGCGACUCGAAGGCGGAGUCUAAACGUGCCCGAAAGGAGGAACACAAACGGGAACACCGUGGCGAGAAAGAGAAAAGUCGCAAGGACGACGACGUACCGAGGCAGUGCUAUGGGCCUGGCUGCACCGCGGCUGUGCGACCAGGCUCUAAGUACUGCAGCGACGACUGCGGCCUGAAGCUGGCCACGAACCGCAUCUACGAGGUGCUGCCACAGCGUAUUCAACAGUGGCAGUCAAGUGUGUGCCACGCAGACGAGUUGAACCGCCGCCAGUUAGAGCAGAUCCGCAAGCAGCAAAUGGAUGCUCGAAGCACUCUUCAGCAGCUGGAAGCUAAGCGAGCAGAACUGGAAAAGGUCAUUGAGAAAGCAAAGCAGACACCUUUGGCUGAAGACGAGGAAGCAGCAGAUGACUAUGAGGAAAGUGAACUGAGCACAUACUGCGUCACUUGUGGGCACGAAGUAAGUGCCCGUGUGGCGAUGCGCCACAUGGAAAAGUGCUUCAACAAGUAUGAGAGUCAGAGCUCGUACGGAUCUGUGUAUAAGACUCGCAUUGAAGGUGACAACGUGUUCUGCGACUUUUACAACCCACACCAGAAGACCUACUGCAAACGACUCCGAAUCCUCUGCCCAGAGCAUUCAAAAGAGCCGAAAGUGAGCGACGAUGAAGUGUGUGGCUUUCCAAUAGCGACAAAUGUGUUUGAACACAGUGGUGAAUUCUGCAAUGUGCCAAAAAAGAAGUGCUCGAAACAUUACUGCUGGGACAAGUUUCGUCGGGCUGAGAUCGACAUGGAGAUUGUGCGGCAGUGGUUGAAACUGGAUGAGCUGUACGAGCAAGAACGCAACACAUGUAUGUCAAUGACAAGUCGAGGUGGUGUCCUGGGACUGAUGUUGCAUCAAACAUUAUCACAUGAUGCACUUUAUGAAAUGCCAGCACCAAUCCAGGCUUGAUGUCACGAAAACAGAUUGACUCUCCCUUGCCUCGCAAAACAAAGAUCCUGUACAUAUUCAUUUAUUUCUUGUGGUUUAGUUUCUUUUUGCAUGAAAAUACACCACAGUUUCACUGA
Messenger RNA from Dermacentor andersoni, 2072 nucleotides. Its product is annotated as CXXC-type zinc finger protein 1-like. Gene Ontology annotation, molecular function: zinc ion binding; DNA binding. Gene Ontology annotation, biological process: positive regulation of DNA-templated transcription. The record is from RefSeq and is a predicted model, not a curated record. Gene Ontology annotation, cellular component: Set1C/COMPASS complex. Lineage: Eukaryota; Metazoa; Arthropoda; Arachnida; Ixodida; Ixodidae.